Molecule: messenger RNA, 387 nt
Organism: Microthlaspi erraticum
Lineage: Eukaryota; Viridiplantae; Streptophyta; Magnoliopsida; Brassicales; Brassicaceae
Source: the annotation of a GenBank genome assembly
AUGUACGUUCCUGGUUUUGGAGAAGCUUCACCGGAGGCUAAGGCAGCGAAGCAUCUUCAUGACUUUUUUACUUACGUUGCAGUGAGGAUAGUGUCUGCUCAGCUUGAGAGUUAUAACCCUGAGGCGUAUAUGGAGUUAAGAGAAUUCUUAGAUACAAAUUCGGUUAGUGACGGCGAUAAGUUCUGUGCCGCUCUCAUGCGUCGCUCUUCACGUCACAUGAACUUAGCCCUUCGCAUUUUAGAGGUACGUUCUGCUUAUUGUAAGAAUGAUUUUGAAUGGGAGAAUUUGAAGCGUCUCGCCUUCAAGAAUGUGGAUGGACACAACACAAAACUCAUGCGUGAAUACGUCUUAGAGACUAGCCAUGUCGAAACUGAUCCCGAUAAGUGA